Penicillium subrubescens is the source of this 300-nucleotide messenger RNA. RefSeq lists its product as uncharacterized. Lineage: Eukaryota; Fungi; Ascomycota; Eurotiomycetes; Eurotiales; Aspergillaceae. Gene Ontology annotation, molecular function: oxidoreductase activity. The coding region runs from base 1 to 300 and encodes 99 amino acids. The transcript has a single exon. The record is from RefSeq and is a predicted model, not a curated record.
AUGUCAUCAUUCUUCAAACCAUUGCUCUUCAACCCGAAUCUGACGCUUCGCACUCUGAGCACACGCACAACCACCCGCAAACUCAACAAUGGCACCACUAUCCCAGCCCUCGGGUUCAGCACAUUCCAAGACCCCGAUUCCCAAGAGGAAACCGUCAGUCUCGCCCUCCAGAAAAGUAUGCGCCUAAUCGACACAGCCCGUAUCUACGACGUCGAAGCGCAAGUUGGAAAGGGAAUCAAGAAGAGCUGUAUUCCCCGCGAGGAAAUCUUCCUCGGCACAAAAUUGUGGUGCAAUGAUUAA